UUCCAGGGCUGACAGCUUUGGUAGCCAGAGCAGGUUCUUACGAGGCUGACGCCCCAGAUUUUUCUGCGUGUCCUUUAUGCCGGCUCCCGUCCACUCGCCCUUCCUCCUCCUCGCUCAGGUAAACGGUAUCUUUCGAGGGCGUGUUUCCGACUGAGAAGGCGCGGGCGGUUGUUUCCGUGCAGCCGGCAGAGGGCGCUUCGAUCACGGCCUCAGGCUCCCGCUGACCCCGCCCGGGCUCAGUCCCCUAUCCUCAGUAUUCGCCGGCGGGUCUCUCCGCUCAGCUUGCUGAUCUUCCUCGAGGCUGUCGGUCCCACCGAAGAAGUCGGGCGUCGAGUCGAAAGCAGGAGAGAACACCGAGCCCGCCCUUUGAGAGCCCGCGAAUCGAAGGGACGGCGGGCGCGGCUGCGCUAGGCUCGGGCAGAAUGGCGGCUCCAGAGCGAAGGGCCUUUGCGCACCGCAUUAAUCGGACAGUGGCAGCUGAAGUGAGGAAGCAAUUAUCCCGAGAAUAUGGGAGCUCCCCCCAGCUUUCCAAGAAGCAUGGUGGCACCCCACAAUCGGUGCCUCUGACAGAAGUGGUAGAGCCGGUAGACUUUGAGGAGUACCUUGGCAGCCACCUGCCAGAUGCUGAGCCUGGUCUGCUUCGUGACCUGGUUGAGUUUCCUGCUGAUGACCUGGAGGUGAUCCAUGAACCACGGGACUGCCAGACACUGGAAGCUGGCAUCCCUGAAGAUGAGAAGCAGGAUGCCCGUGUACGAGAUGCUGUACAAGUCUACACAGAGGACUGGCUAAUUGUCCAGAGAAAGUACCAAAGGCUGAGCACCAUGUACAGUGCUGUUACAGCUGAGAGGCAAAAGGAAAGGCAGAAGGGUCUGCCUAGGCAAGUCUUUGAACUAGAUGAAGUAGCUGAAGAGCGGAACAGUCAAGGGGAUUCGGAUGACAUGAAGCACUGCUCUGCCUCCCUGGAUGAUACACCCCGAGGCAGCUGGGCCUCCAGCAUCUUUGACUUGAAGAACUCUGCGGCUGACUUCCUGUUGCGCUCACUCUUGGUGCGCACUGCCAUAGAAGAGACUGACCGCACUAAUGAGGAGCUGCGCAAGAAGAAUCGGCACAGUGAGAUCCUGGCCCUUUACCCAGCCCCUGAUGAGGAUGAGGCAGUAGAACAUUGUAGCAUCCCAGAAGUUCCCAAGGAGCACGUUGGUCAGAGGAUCCUAGUGAAGUGUUUGUCUCUGAAGUUUGAGAUUGAGAUUGAGCCUAUCUUUGGAUCACUGGCACUUUACGAUGUGAAAGAGAAGAAAAAGAUCUCUGAAAACUUUUACUUUGACCUCAAUUCAGAGCACAUGAAGGGCCUCCUGCGAGCUCACAGUGCCCAUCCUGCCAUCUCUACACUGGCUCGCUCGGCUAUCUUCUCUCUGACACAUCCUUCUCCCGAUAUAUUCUUAGUAAUCAAGUUGGAGAAGGUGCUGCAGCAAGGGGACAUCAGUGAGUGCUGUGAGCCAUACAUGGUGAUGAAAGAGACAGAUGCUCAGAAGAACAAGGAGAAGCUGGAGAAGCUGCGGGUGGCAGGAGAAGAGUUCUGCACCCGCUUGGGAAGGUACCGCAUGCCGUUUGCCUGGACUGCCAUCCACCUCAUGAAUAUAAUCAACAGCACUGGUAUGCUGGAGAGGGAUGCUUCUGACUCUGAGGGUGACCGCAAAGGAACCUGGAAUGAGCGCAAGAGAAAAACUUACGAGCGUAUGAGUGUUGGGGAGGAGAUGUGCAGCUUCAGCAGCUUCCGCCCAGCUACCCUCACCGUCACCAACUUCUUUAAGCAGGAAGGUGACCGCCUCAGUGAUGAGGACCUAUACAAGUUCCUAGCAGACAUGAGGCGUCCGUCAUCUGUUCUUAGGAGGCUCCGACCUGUCACAGCCCAACUCAAGAUUGACAUUUCACCUGUGCCAGAGAGUGCCCAUUACUGCCUGUCUCCUGAACUGCUACAUGUCCAGCCCUAUCCUGACCUCCGGGUCCGGCCCACCAAGGAGAUCCUGGAGUUUCCAGUCAAGGAAGUCUACACACCUCACACAACAUACAGGAACCUGCUCUAUGUUUAUCCCCAAAGCCUGAACUUCAGCAGUCGUCAAGGUUCAGUACGGAACAUCACGGUGAAGCUCCAGUUCAUGGCCGGAGAGGACCUUGGCCAAGCCCUGCCAGAGGACCAAGGAGAGGCAGAGGGUUUGCUGACAGACUCUAGUGUGAGCUACCAGCAGGUUAUCUUUGGAAAAUCGAGUUGCAGUGAGUUUGCAAAAGAAGGCUACACAGCAGUUGUGUACCACAACAAGUCCCCUGAGUUCUAUGAGGAGUUCAAGCUGAAGAUCCCAGCGAACCUAACAGACAAUCACCACCUGCUCUUCACCUUUUACCAUAUCAGCUGUCAGCAGAAGCCAAAUACGCCUCUGGAGACCCCGGUGGGCUACACAUGGAUCCCCCUUAUGCAACAUGGCCGGCUGCGGACAGGCCAGUUUUGCCUGCCUGUGUCUAUUGAUAAGCCUCCACCCAGCUACUCAGUACUCACCCCUGACGUACAGCUGCCUGGCAUGAAGUGGGUGGAUAAUCACAAGGGUGUCUUCAGCGUGGAGGUGCUAGCAGUUUCUUCUGUUCAUACUCAGGACCAAUUCCUGGACAAGUUCUUCACCUUGAUCCAUGUGCUAGAAGAAUACACCUUUCCCUUCCGACUAAAAGAUGUGAUCCUGACAGAAAACAACAUGGAAUCUGAGUUGAAAUCCAGUGUGGGCAACCUACGGGUGGCUAGCCUGGAGCCUCUGGUUGCCUUUAGCCACCAGAUCCUCAACAAGCUCAUCCAACUCAUUGUGUACCCACCUGUCAUCGCAGGGCAGAUUGUGAACUUGGGCCGUGCUGCCUUUGAAGCCAUUGCUGUGAUGGUGAACCAAAUCCACAAGAGCCUUGAGAAUAGCCAGGACCAACAUGGCCACAAUCAUCUGUUGGCCUCUUACAUUUUCUACAUUUUUCGUCUGCCUGUGGUGGAGCCAGGCUUACAAGAGACUGGAACGCCACCCCACAGUGGCCCCAUCCAGUAUGCCACUUUCUCCCGCACAACUGGGCGUCCUGUCAGCCUUGAUCUCUCUCGUUCCAAAAGCAUCAGCAACAGCAACCCUGACCUGACCACCACACCAAACUCCUCAGAUGAAGAGGUUCAGAAGAUCAUUGGUAGCAAGGGGAUUGACCGCUCUCACUCCUGGGUCAACUCAGCGUAUGCCCCUGGAGGCCCAAAGUCUGUGCUUCGCAGGAAUCAUCCGAACUCUAGCAUGGACCUGAAGCAGGCUGCGGAGCGAGCACCUAAUCGUAUCUCCUCCUAUCUUGAGGGCUCCACUUUUGCUUCAGCCACCCUGAUGAGACCAACGACUAGAAAGCUGCUUCAUGAAGAACUGGCACUGCAGUGGGUGGUGAGCACCAGCUCUGUGCGGGAGGCUGCUUUGCACCAGGCCUGGUUCUUCUUUCAGCUGAUGGUAAAGAGUAUGGCACACCAUCUAUUCCUGUGUGACAAGCUGGAAGCACCUCGCAAGCUGCGUUUCCCUGGCCGUUUUGUUGAUGAUAUCUCAGCCCUCAUGUGCACUAUCAGUGCUGAAAUUGCUAGCCGUUGCCAGAAGGAUGUUGAGCUGGUGGAACAUCUCAACAGCAGCCUGGCCUUUUUCCUCAAUGACCUGCUAUCCUACAUGGAUCGUGGCUUUGUCUUCAACCUUCUGCGUUCUUAUUACAAGCAGAUCAAUAACAGGCUGCUGACCACCCAGAACCCCAAUGCCCUUAUUGCUCUGAGGAUGGACUUCAUCCGCAUCGUCUGCAGCCAUGAGCACUAUGUCACACUGAACUUGCCCUGCAGCGGUCUCUCCCCACCUGCUUCCCCGUCCCCUUCUGUCUCCUCAGCAACCUCCCAGGGCUCAGCCUUCUCCAGCCACGCUCAGGACCCGCGAGUGGCCAGCAUGUUUGAGCUCUCCACGGCCUUUCGGCAGCAGCACUUCUUGGCAGGGCUGGUGCUGAUGGAACUGGCCCUCAUUCUGGAGCCAGAUGCAGAAGGUGCCUUCUUCCUACACAAGAAGGCAAUCAGUACUUUACACAACCUGCUGUGCAGCCAUGACUCAGACACUCGCUACGUGGACCGUGCUGUUCGGGCACAUGUGGCUCAGCUGUACUUCCCUCUGAUUGGCAUCAUCAUGGAUGCUCUGCCCCAGCUGUAUGACUUCACAGAGAACCACAGCCAGCGAGGCCGUCUAGCCUCUGGGAUGGUUGAGGAUGGCAAUGGGGAUGGCAGCACCAUUAGUCAGUCAGUUGCAAUGGCCAUUGCUGGCUCUCCCCUGCCUCACACUCACCGGUCCACCAUCUUCCAGAUGCCAUCAGUGCCUCCCCGCCAGCACAGCAUGCUCUCUGCUGAGGCAAGUCGCAGCCUGCUGGUGUGUCUCCUCUGGGUACUGAAGAAUGCGGAUAAAGCUGUGUUGCAUCGCUGGCUUGCUGACCUCUCUGCUUUGCAUGUGAACCGUCUCCUUGACCUGCUGUACCUCUGUGUCUCUUGCUUCGAGUACAAGGGCAAGAAGGCCUUUGAGCGCAUCAACAGCUUAACCUUCAAGAAGUCUCUAGACAUGAAAGCACGACUGGAGGAAGCCAUCCUGGGCACUAUUGGAGCACGCCAGGAGAUGGUUCGACGCAGCCGAGAGCGCAGUCCAUUUGGAAACCAAGAAAAUGUUCGUUGGAGGAAGAAUAUCGCCCAUUGGAGGCAGAAUUCGGACAAAGUGGACAAAUCCAAGGAUGAGAUGGAACAUGAAGCUCUGGUAGAUGGGAAUAUGGCCACAGAGGCCAACAUGCUGGUGCUGGACACGCUGGAAAUUAUUGUGCAGACGGUGAUCUUAUCGGAAGCCAAGGAAAGUGUCCUGGGUGGGGUGCUGAGAGUGCUUCUGCACAGCAUGGGCUGUACUCCUAGUGCUGCCUUCCUGGAACACUGUUUUGCUACCCAGAGGGCGCUAGUGAGCAAGUUUCCUGAAAUGCUUUUUGAGGAGGACACAGAACUGUGUGCUGACCUGUGUAUGCGCCUUCUACGCCACUGCAGCAGUCGGGUGGGCACCAUCCGCACCCAUGCAAGCACCUCGCUGUACCUUCUCAUGCGACAGAACUUCGAGAUUGGCAAUAACUUUGCCCGAGUGAAGAUGCAAGUCACCAUGUCACUCUCCUCACUUGUGGGAACAUCACAGAACUUCAAUGAGGAGCACUUGCGGCGCUCACUGAAGACCAUCCUGACCUAUGCCGAGGAAGACCCAGAGCUGCGAGAGACCACAUUUGCUGAGCAGGUUCAAGACUUAGUCUUCAACCUGCACAUGAUCCUGACUGACACAGUAAAGAUGAAAGAGCAUCAGGAGGACCCUGAGAUGCUGAUAGACCUGAUGUACAGGAUAGCCAAGGGGUACCAGACAUCACCGGAUCUGAGGCUGACAUGGCUGCAGAACAUGGCGGCGAAGCACUCUGAGCAUGGGAACCAUGCGGAGGCAGCUCAGUGUCUGGUGCACUCUGCUGCCCUGGUAGCUGAGUACCUGAGUAUGCUGGAGGACUGCCGCUACCUACCUGUGGGCUGUGUCACUUUCCAGAACAUCUCUUCCAAUGUGCUGGAAGAAUCUGCCAUCUCGGAUGACGUCCUGUCCCCUGAUGAAGAGGGCAUCUGCUCCGGAAAGUACUUCACUGAGCAAGGACUGGUGGGGUUGCUCGAACAGGCAGCUUCCUCAUUUACUAUGGGUGGGCUUUAUGAGGCUGUCAAUGAGGUCUACAAAAUCCUCAUUCCCAUCCAUGAGGCCAAUCGUGACUUCAAGAAGUUGGCAGUUCUGCAUGGCAAACUGCAGGAUGCCUUCAGCAAGAUAACCAACCAGCGAAUGUUUGGAACAUAUUUCCGGGUUGGUUUUUAUGGCUGCAAGUUUGGGGAUCUGGAUGAACAAGAGUUUGUUUACAAGGAACCCUCCAUCACCAAAUUGGCUGAGAUAUCUCACAGACUUGAGGAGUUUUAUGCUGAGCGUUUUGGGCAUGAAAUGGUAGAAAUCAUCAAAGGUUCCAAUCCUGUGGACAAGGCCAAGCUGGAUCCUAACAAGGCAUACAUCCAGUUGACUUAUGUGGAACCAUUCUUUGACACGUAUGAACUAAAGGAUCGUGUCACGUACUUUGACAAGAACUAUAACCUGCGCACUUUCAUGUUCUGUACUCCAUUCACGCUGGAUGGACGAGCACAUGGGGACCUGCGUGAGCAGUUCAAGCGCAAGACUUUGCUCACCACCUCCCAUGCUUUCCCUUACAUCAAAACCCGCGUUAACGUCAUCCAUAAGGAGGAGAUUAUUCUCAUUCCCAUUGAGGUAGCCAUAGAGGACAUGCAGAAGAAGACCCAGGAGCUGGCUUUUGCCACCCACCAGGAUCCACCUGAUGCCAAGAUGUUGCAGAUGGUGUUGCAGGGAUGUGUUGGCACUAUAGUCAACCAGGGACCUCUGGAGGUGGCACAGGUAUUUUUGGCUGAGAUCCCUGAUGACCCCAAGCUCUACCGUCACCACAACAAGCUGCGACUGUGCUUCAAGGAUUUCACCAAGAGAUGUGAAGAUGCCCUUCGCAAAAGCAAGACACUGAUUGGACCAGACCAACGCGAGUUUCUCCGAGAGCUGGAGAGGAAUUACCAGCGCCUGAAGGAAGCCCUUCACCCUCUUCUCAACCACAAGAUCCCUCAGCUCUACACCCCUCUUGCCCCACAUUCUGCAUACAGAAACUCCUUCAACAGAUUGAGUUUGAGGAAGAUUGAAGGCUAGAAAGGGAAAGUCCCCACUGGAAUGGACUGCCUGAACCACAGAGACCACUUGCAGAAGAAUACUACUGAGCCUGGCAACUUCCAGGGUUGCAGCCAUGCUGGAGGAUAUGCCUCUUGCUCUGUGAUGGGAGGGAACACGUGAGAUUUGGAGUACCCUCCUGUGUCAUUCCAGACUUUCUCCAGGGUGUGGGGCAGUCAUUCACUCCAACAGGAAAGAGGAUGUUUGUGGGAGCUAGCCGUGGGAGUUAUCUGGCUCCCACUUUGUGUGCAGCUGAGGAUGGUGCUUUAUCCUCAGGAAGCUUCACACUGCACAGCCUUUCAGAUGAGGCACUCCAGCUGUGAAACUACGUGCAGGUCUUCUUCCCUACUGAACUCAAGAGUUGCUUUUGCCCUCAUGGGCCUUCAACCUUCACAUAGAGCAGCCAGAACUGAAACGUUGGGUACGGUUGCAAUUGGAGGCCCACCCACUGUGGAUUCUGAGUUGUUGUCUUCUGUCUGACAGCUUGGGGUCAGCCCAUGAACUUGGGCUUCCUUUUGUCUCCUGCUCUCUUUUUGGCUGCCAACUAUUUGUUCAUGGAUCAAAAAGAGUAACUGGACCAAGUUCUUGAUCCUAUUCCUGAUGCCUGCUGGGGGUGGGGGGGGAAGAGAAAGUCAAAGAUAUCUGGGAGUGAGUUAGGGGGCUGAAACCUAGGGUGCCUGGGUUCUGUUCCUGGCCAUGGGAGGGGAAGAGGUCCUUGUGGUAAGAGUUUGAUCUGCCUACGAAGUGCUUGGGCCGAAGGCCAGGAGCUCCGACUUGCACCCCGACCUGCCAGUUUUUAUGCAGCUGAAGGGCCUUCUGCCAACUGCCUUCUCGGAUCCUCAACUUCUUCAUUUGCAACAAGGACCAAAGACUCUUUUCUAUUUCACAUGUCUCUUGCUAAACCCAUUCCAAGGCAGGGGCUAGUUUUGGACACGCACUUGAUCACAACAGUGCCUUCUAGAGCAGAGUGGAGUUCUGUUCACCUCCUUCUGCCCAAAUGCCAAGGGGCUGUGUAUGCACUGCUUGUUAAGAGGAUGAAUAACUAUGAGCUGCCCUUGCUUCAUCUUAGUCAGUGCCUCUUCCCCCAUCUUUUCAAGCAAGUGGUGGAGAAGGAAAAUCAUCCCUGCAGGCUAGAGUUGAGUUUAGACUUUGACCUCACUUUUAGGGGAAUAAAUAUCCUCGGGGGGGGGGGCUGCCCAUAGUGACAGAAUGAAGUACAUUGGGGAGAAAUUGGUGUAUCUCAUUUCCUUUAUUAUAAAAUGAUUUGGGGAUAGAUGACAGCAGCAAAAUGCUCAUGGGUUUUUACUAUCAGAGAGAAAAUCCUUGACAGUGAUGGGGAGCAUUUCAUCAAAAUAUAUGGGAUUGAUCCAGACUAUGUGUCUGUAUGAGCUCCCUUGAUUUGGACUGGGUUUAUGUAUCCUUGCUUGGUUUAACAUCAUUUCUGGCUAAAACAAACAACUAAAGCAGGCAGAUUUGUGUAAGCAGAGGUGAAUCUGUUCCAAGUUUCUCCUUUUUUUGUUUUCAGAGGGCCAUAUUCAACUAACUUGUUGCACUAGGGAAAGCUAGCUUAAGGAGCACAACAGGACUCUCCCCCCCAAAAAAAAUCUGCUCCAGAGGGUCAGGAUAACCCCUAGAACAGCGCACAGGGGGAGGAGUUGGGAGAUUGUUCCAUCAGUGCAAGCAUUUUUCUUGCACAAAGGAACAAUCUCCUUAGCACUAAGUUGAAUACAAUCCACAGAUUUGUACAGGUGCUGGACCAUUGCAACAGGUAAGCCUUCCCACUGUUUCUCUCCUGCCCUCAGUCCCCCUUUGAAAACUGGAGGUUGGUGCUCUUACUUAACAGUGGAAGACAAAAGGACUUCAGUGCUACUUCUAACCAAAGCUACAACUGUUUGGAUCCAAACUGUCCCCCUGCAACCACCCUUUUGUCUGGAUCAGAGUGUUCCACUUAUCCUGCUUUGCUCAGGGCCAGAUAUUCCUGACACAAUAAAUGCCACAUUUGUGUCAUGGGAGUCAGCUGAGCCUUGGUUUCUGUUUGUCUUGCUCCUUGGUGGAGAAGGUUGUAAACAUUUUAUUUAUAAUGCAGUUUUUUAAAAAAUCCAAAGAGACUGACUGUCCUUUUUAAUGAAUAGAGGAAAAGUCUCAUUUGUUUGCACUCAAGGCACAGGAAUUUGUACUAGCUACAGUCACACCAUAAACUACAAAAUAUGAGAACUAAUAUAAGAGCCCAAGUUUCCAUUUUUUAACUGGCCAAGUUCCAGGUCCUUGUUAGGAAAAACAGCCCAAGAGCAGGGGCAGGUUUUGCUUCAUGUUUUGAAAUUGUAGGGCACACUUAGGAUGGCACUGUUGUUGUCCCCUAAUCCCUGUUCCUCCUCUGUUUUGACAUACUUGUUUCUCUCUUCCUUACCACCACAAAUCUUCUUUCUCCAGCCAUUGGUUCAGCCUAAUGGCUCUAAAAACUCCCUUUUAACAAACGCAAGCUCUUAGUUUGAGCUAAUCCAAGUGCAGGUUGUGGCUUUAUUUCUAGUGCAGCCCUUCUGCGUCAGUAUUUCAGAAUCAUCAGGGUUGUCAUGUCAAGGACUUGAAUGUUCAGAGGCCUAGAAAAAUAGGCAAGAAGAACCUUUUUGUGGUGAGGUCCUUGGAUGUAAGAGACAAGUGGGACAAGGAAGCCCAGAGAGGUGGAUGUAACUCUGGCUGUGAGUGUGAAGCAAAAAGUAAAAGGAGGAAGAGGCAGAGGAGGGCCUUACGUUAUGCAGACCAUUUCCAAUACCAGCUUCACAAGCCUGUCUCUGCUGUUCAGGAACAAACAAAAGGGAGCCUGACGGGUGAAAUGGAGAGCUUGAGGCCCAGGGUGGAAGAUCUAGCCUGCAGGCAAGACACUCCAGUAACAGUGAGAAUUGGGUUCAGAAUCUAAUGGGCCCAGACGCAAGGCAGAAGUGUAGGUGGUGUUCAGUAGGGUCCUGUUCUCAAUAUAGGGUAGGCUGCUGCUGUGAUUGAGCCUAGGCCUUGACAAACUACCUGCCCAAAAGAAUGAGAGUUGGUAAGGACCUACUGAGCCUCCUGAAUAUGGAGCAGGGAAAACUGGGCAACACUGUCCCUGUUAAGUAGAUCUAGUAGUGAAACAAAAGAGUGAUGGGGGAGUUGAGGCAAAGAGAACUAACCUCCAUGAAAUCCCAUAGCAGAUAGUGCUUGGGGUGUCUUUCUUGGAGUAGACAAAAGAAAAAUAAAAGGAGGGGAGCUUUUAUCAUUGAAGCUGUCAUGCAAAUCCACUUGCAUGCUGUGGUAGAUCAUCCACAGCAGUGCAGCAUGUCGUGCUUUAAUCGUUUCCAGAGAGGUAGCCAUGUUAGUCUUUUGCAUUAAAAACAACAAGGCACCUGUAGGUCAGGAGUACACUUCUGAUGCACUGGACUGUAGCCCAUAAAG
Rhineura floridana is the source of this 10253-nucleotide messenger RNA. It is a transcript of the gene DOCK6, whose product is annotated as dedicator of cytokinesis 6. The record is from RefSeq and is a predicted model, not a curated record. The coding region runs from base 423 to 6812 and encodes 2129 amino acids. Lineage: Eukaryota; Metazoa; Chordata; Lepidosauria; Squamata; Rhineuridae. Gene Ontology annotation, biological process: positive regulation of GTPase activity; small GTPase-mediated signal transduction. The transcript is spliced from 50 exons. Gene Ontology annotation, molecular function: guanyl-nucleotide exchange factor activity. Gene Ontology annotation, cellular component: cytosol.